CUCUCCAUCACCGAAUCCACCUUUCAGAUCCUGCUUGACCUGUACCAGAUCGACUCCACUUUCUUUGAUCUAGCUCUUGCAUUCGGAGGGAAACCCUCUAGUGCUGAUGCAGGUCGUGGGGUGAUGCGUACCCGGCCGCGACUCGAUGGAAGCCACGAUACGCAUUACCUGCUCACCUACCCCGAGUACGAGCCUGGAAUGCCCAACGGGCCCAGCUGGACCUUCCGCCAGGUCGCCGUCUUUCAGCGUGUAGAUCCGAGGAACUCCGAGAAUCUGUGGAUUGUGCUGAACGCGCGCCCCAAGUCCAAGUUGCAGCAGGCGGUGGAGCACUUUGCGGCGAGUCUCGCUGAGAACUAUAAUCCUCUCGUGGACUGGUACCUGGUGCCGGGGGCAAUUCUGAAGGUAUACCUUAGGAACUGGAGAAUUUAUAUUGCCGAUCAUCUUGGGACGGAGGUUGAGAACACGGUAUGUCGAAAGCUCGUGUAUGACAUGCACAGCUUCGACAGUUAUGAUGACGAAAGUCAACUCCGCGACGUUAUCAAACCACAGUCCUUGGGGGAUAAAGCCGCCUCUCUCGCUGCACGGCUCACAGUGGCGUUGCAGACUGUGCGUCAGCUCACCCGCUUGAAUGAGCUCCUCCAUUCCCCAAAGCCGGGAGUCCCUCCGGCGGUUGACUACCAUGCAGUUGCUGAUGAGCUUGCAAACCACGAGGCUGACCUGACAGCUACCCUCCAAGGGCUGCGAGUUCUGGAGAACGAGGUACAAGGGAUUGCAAAUACGCUGUCCGUCGCAGUAAAUCUCAACGUCAACAAUCAGAUGCUGAAGCUGGGCACCGAGUCUUUCGACGACAGCUCAACUGUAAAGUCCAUGACGCUGGUCACGCUUAUCUAUCUCCCCGCAAGCUUUGUGUCUUCAAUCCUCGGAAUGAACCUAUUCGACUUCGAUGGCGGAGAAAAGGGCAGCUUCACAAUAUCUAAGCAGUUCUGGAUUUUCGUCAUCUUGGCGGUGCCGCUGACCCUCCUCACACUGGCCUCCUGGUAUGUGGUCGCCCGGCAGACCCGCAAGGCCCGCGAGCGGAAGACCAAGCAGCAGGGCGACUCUGGGGCACGUUGA
Molecule: messenger RNA, 1113 nt
Organism: Aspergillus brunneoviolaceus CBS 621.78
Lineage: Eukaryota; Fungi; Ascomycota; Eurotiomycetes; Eurotiales; Aspergillaceae
Exons: 5
Source: RefSeq, a predicted model, not a curated record